Messenger RNA from Wyeomyia smithii (pitcher-plant mosquito), 8377 nucleotides. It is a transcript of the gene Mp, whose product is annotated as collagen alpha-1(XVIII) chain. The record is from RefSeq and is a predicted model, not a curated record. Lineage: Eukaryota; Metazoa; Arthropoda; Insecta; Diptera; Culicidae. The transcript is spliced from 24 exons. The coding region runs from base 3697 to 6555 and encodes 952 amino acids.
AGUAAACCAGUCUCUCGGCGGACCGCGAUGAAGUUACACGUUUUUCCGGCAAAGUCAGGUCGUUUUCGUCUUUCCAGCAGCCACCAUCCGCGACCGCGGGCAACAACACACUCUUGCGGAACAGCAGCCACCAUCCGAGAAGAUUGUGUCAAACCCGGUCUCAGCAUUCCAAUCGAUUUCGAUUAUCCACUGCGGCGGUGUGUUGACGACGGUGGUGCACUCGAGGACUAUUUUAACGUGACGUCGGUAUCGUCGCCGCCGUGUUCGUCUUCGUUCUCUUCGUCGUCGUCGUCGGUGUCGUUGAGCGCCGCGCGGGAAGUCCGGAACGUCGCCGAGAUCGUCUCCGACAGGAUAAACUCGAAAGAACAAUAGCCGCUAGCCGAACAUGGUGUUAAGUUUUAUCGGAACUGAAGCAUAUCAAAAAAAGUUUUCCAUCUGCUUUCCGUUGGUUUCCACUCCGAAGAAAACGAUGGGAGCAAAUUGAGGUGAACCUACAUAUCGGAAAAGUUAUCCACUGUCUGUGAGUGUGUCUUUGUGUUAGUUUUUCUCAUUGAGUCUACGGUGGGGGAAAAGAAACUAAGUCAAUAGGAACAAGUCGCCGAAAAGUUGAAGUUUCCGCUUAGCCACAUUGGCGGAGAGUGGAGUUUAUGGGAAACAACUUACGUCUUGAUUGCUCACGUACUGUACGGUUUUACCGCCCACCGCCAUCCGUCAUCCAGCGAAUUGAAAACUGAGCAGAUUCGCUGGACAAGUGUCUGGGGAGGGAAGUGCUAUUUCGAGACACGGAAACAUAUCGAGUAAAUCAAGUGCUUCGGCUGCUUCCAUCGAAGAAAUUGAAACCGGGCAGGAAAAAUGAGAACAUAUUUCACGCAGAGGAAACACAAAACCAACGUUUAUUGUUAGCCGCUUAUGGUCUGCCGACACGCGCUGGCAGCAGGAAAAAUCCGUUCUGCUUCCUUUUUCCGUGUCGAGUUUCAAGAUUCAGUGAACAAGCGAAAGAAAGGAAGAGAGAGUCGAGUAAGUGAGUGAGUGGGCGGGUUGUAUAUCCUCAAACCUAGUGGCUAUUUGUUAACCAGACAGAUAGACGUCGAUGACUUGUCGGAUUGCUGUGUGCAGCGACCCAAAGCCGUAAACUACAUAAUCCGGGUCAAGGAAAGUGCAGUGCAGUGCAGUGGGCAGUCUGGACGUUUGAAAUUAUUAAAGACAGUUGGCCACUUGUGCGACAUAAAGCAGACACGAUGGCCGCCCGGUGCACGGUGAAAUGAGAAACUGUUCCAAAAUACUUAAAUAUUUAGCGAGGAUUUGUCAGUUGUCAGCUCCGCAGGCAGGACAGCCGGUGCGAGCGGAGUACGUGACCUGCAUUGCACAAGAAGUGUAAACAAAGCGGGAAGUGUUUGAAUAAAGCAUGAGCCAAAGUUUGAGGCUGGCUGGCUGUACGGGAUUUGAAUGACGUGACCCGUGGCCUAGCAGCGGCACAGUAAUAAACUCGUUGAACGUUUCGCCAUAUGCAAUCUGAUCGAACGCAAGCGGACAUCCGGCAGCUGAUUCCGGCCGUUCGAGGAGGAGCCGUCAUCGAGAAGGGGUAGCUUUUGUUCAUUUUGCUACAGAUCUUCGCACGCACGGCACCUUUCGGUUUGAACUGCAACGACUAGCACUGACAGCUUACCGACACCUUUGACCCCACGUCACGUGUCCGUAAUUUGCACUUCAAACAACAUCCCAACAGGGAGCAGGUACACAAACCCGCAAGAAACGAACAAAACGUGACUGGAUAUUUGGACAGCUCGCCACUAGCACAGCGUAGAAACUCCCCCUCGCCAUGUCUCAUCCCUCCGACAAAACAGACUAAUUAGCAUAAUUGAAUAAAUCCCUGCUCCAAGCGUGUAAGGUGGUGCGUUGACCAGACCGAAGAAACCUGAUAUCCUUAAAGCUAGCUAGGUGCAAGCACGGGCCACGGACCAAAGGAAAUCAUUCAGGAAACUUAUUUUGUUGGCUGAGAAAAUUCGAAUCUUCACCGGACAACAGAAAACGGAAGUGAUUGAUAUCCCGGUCUUGCCAAUUUGACACGUGAGCAGCAGUCUGCGGUGGACUUUCGGGACAGAAACGAUUACACAUCGCGCUUUCUCCGGGUUCGCGGUUCGCGUAUUCCGAGUCGCUAGGUCACAAAUCACUUCGCGCGCGCGUUUCGUUCGACUGUCGGGCUGACGUUUACGGAUCGUUAAAAGUCCCACUACUGCUGUCGGUUUAUUUUGUUUUAUACUCCCGAAAAAACAACGACUGUGUGAGUGGCACAAGGAAAUCAAUACGUUCUGUGAUAUUGUUGAAAAAAUUUAUGAGUUUAUAGAGAAAAGAAGCGAAGCUUCCCUAGAAUAAACUUUCGUUCCGUAGUCAAUUACGCUGGCGUAAAGGCGAAAAGGACAGCGAUAUGUUUGGUACGGAAAACUUAGCGUAAUUGGAAAAGUUGCCCAAAGCAGCGAUGAAAGUUUAUUUAGAGCAUCGCUUGUUUAUUCAAUGUUAGCUACAGUAAUUGUUGGAAAUUUGUCACGGACCCAACCUGUCGAAGUUCAACGCAGUGAGAAAUCCAUAACCUUGUUCAAUAUUUUCGAUUAGAAUAUUAACAUAUCCCCACUUGAAGAAGAAAUUGGAUAUGCCGCAUAACAAAUAGCCAAAAUCAAAGUGUAACUAGUUGGAAGAAGUUUUUCCCCAACACCAAACACUACCCCACACCCCACCAACAACAACAAAAAAGCGAAAGUGUAUGUUCAUUAAUCAGCCCGCUCUACAACGUUGCGCCACUCCAGUUCGGGAACAAUAAGCACCAGCCGGUAAAUGCAGAAGGUGGUAAAGUAUAAUCGGCCCGAAGAAAAAGUGUUAUUACUCUGGGACACGAAAUCGGUAAUCGGUUCGGCUACCCUUCACUGGGAAUCGAUGGGAAAAAGUAAAAUUCUUUCUCUCGCGUUCCAGGCCCGGCCGGAAGUGAAUCGAAAGUGAUUGAAUGUCUGCCGGCCUCACUUUUCCCGCUGCACCCGCUCCUGGGCUGGGCGGCUGACUAACGCAGUGCCGGGAAGUUGGUGAAAAAUUGCCCACCCCAAGGUGAACGUGUCGCUUGAUUCGAUCUCAUCAAUUUCCGAACGGGGAGCAAAAAAAAAAUACAUCACGAUCCUCUCGCCGUCGCUGCACUGGCCUCCAGCGUGCGGCACGAAAAAUGAGCAAAAACAUUGAAUAAAUAAAAUUUAUGCUAUUUGCUUUAUCAUUCGAUGAAUAAUUACGGAAUAAAUUUGCUAUAACUGAAGGCAGACGGAUGGUGAACCGGAAAAUUUGCAUUUCCACGGUACUUCAUCCGGUUGGCGCAUCCACGGACGCUAAAUAUAUAGUUUUCACAGUGCAAAGGUCAGAUUAAACAAUUAAAGUGUGAUUUUUCAUGUGCGCGUUAAUUAAUCCGAUCCCAGUGUUCGGGUGCAGAUAGGCAGGUCAAUUAUCUGCAGUAAGCUUCGUCUGUUGGGUGAAAACAAAAAACCAAUAGUUGGCGAUUUAUCACACUAACUUGCACCUGAUCCAUAUCCAUAGAGAAUAAUUUCAUAUCAAGUGAAAUCCAGUACACACGCACACGCGGCCACACAUAUCGUGAAUAUCGAAUUAGUCACAUUGGAAAAAAGGAAAAAAAAAGUCAUCGUUUUAUACACAACAGCAGUAAACAUGGCGAUGGUAGUUUCUGGUCGUGCCAAAGCGGUAAUUGCGGCUUUCGUGUGCUUCUUUCUGCUAGGAAUCGUGCUGGUAACCGGUUCCACCAAAGGCUGGUUUGUGCCGGUGCGCUAUCAAAACGAACGAGUCGCCGCCAGGAUACAGUCAAGUGGAGAUGAUGACGAUGGCCUGUUCCACCCUGAGCCACCGAUGAUUUCUCCACCCCCGCCGGACUACGGGUUCCGGUUGAAGGGCGAUAAGGGCGAACGGGGACUUAAAGGACCGCCUGGUGACAGCAUACGAGGCCCCCCUGGUCCACCCGGUCCACCUGGACCGCUCGGGCCGCCAGGACCACCCGGUGCGGUUGGACCCCGCGGUCCAGGCCACCUCGACGAAGGAUCUGGCGACGAAAUGAAGAGAUUAUCUCAGCUGUACGACGCACUGCCCAACCGCAAGCACUCGGGCCAGCAGUGCUUCUGCAACGUCACCCUGAUCAUGGAAGAGUUGAAAAUGGACAACACUCUGCGUGAGUUCCUCCGCGGUCCAGCAGGACCGCAGGGCCGCGAGGGUAAAACCGGAUCCCCCGGGCUAACUGGAGCCACAGGACCGGCUGGAGAACGUGGUACACCAGGACCGAAGGGGGACAAGGGAGACCGUGGAGAUAUCGGAACACCCGGCGCCGAGGGCAUCCAAGGUAGCAAGGGAGAGUCUGGUCUAGAUGGACUGCCAGGUCCUCCUGGUCUGCCUGGACCCCCGGGUCCGCCGGGAAUUCCGGAGAAUUACGACAUAAAUUGGAAUCCAUCGCGGAUGUUUAAGGAAUCGAUGCUAGGUUCACCGAUUCAAGGGCUGCGAAAUGCCGCGCCAGGAACCAAAGGCGAACCAGGCGAUAAAGGCGACAUCGGCCUCCCCGGGCAGAAGGGCGAACAGGGCAGCAAGGGGGACCGCGGUGAUCCUGGCCUCACCGGUGCCAAGGGAGAAAGGGGCCACACAUCAACCGGAGCACCGGGGCUAAAGGGCGAAAUUGGACGGCCCGGAGUUCCAGGCAUUCCAGGGCAAACUGGAGCAACUGGAUCCAAGGGAGAAAAAGGUACAACCGGAGACAGCGGCCCUCCCGGGCCAGCUGGACCGCCAGGAAUGGUGGUUUAUACCGAUUCGAAAAAUUCAACCUCAGACUGUCAGUGCCAACCGGGACCACCGGGACUUCCUGGACCAAGAGGACCUGCCGGGUUUGAUGGCACCCCUGGAUUACCUGGUGAAACUGGCCUUCCAGGCCAUCCAGGACUUCCGGGCGAUAAGGGAGACAAAGGCAACCCCGGAAUGAAAGGUGAAAAGGGGCCCGAAUUCAUUAUAAACGAAAAUGCAGCUUUCAACUCGUCCAGGUCAAACAAAGGCGAAAAAGGCGAUCGGGGACCGAGAGGACGCAGAGGCAAACAGGGCCCCAUCGGACCUCCGGGUAAACCGGCCGGUCCGAACGAUAUGGGUAUUAACUCGUGGCCGGGACGAACCGGAGCUAAGGGAGAUUCGGGACCCAAAGGAGACCGUGGUGAUAGUAUAUUAGGGCCCAAAGGCGAAAAAGGAGACCGAGGAAUAGACGGACGUGAUGGACUCCCAGGUCCUCCCGGACUGCCAGCCGCAUCCGGCGAGGGAGUUCAGUACAUACCAAUGCCAGGACCACCGGGACCCCCAGGACCGCCCGGUCCUCCAGGAUUAUCGAUCGUCGGACAAAAGGGUGAACCAGGAAUGGACUCGCGCAGCCCAUUCUUCGGUGAUCCGAACUUCCUCGGUCGUGCAGGAGGUCGCUCAAGCUUAGACGAACUAAAAGCACUUAGAGAACUAAAGCACCACAAGGAUAUACAAGAUAGUACGCCUGGCCCACCAGGACCGCCAGGACCGCCGGGUAGUCCGGGUCGCACCAUCUACGACCAUAGUGACGAAAUUCCGAACAGCAGUGGGGCCAACGUACGAAUCGUGCCGGGAGCAGUCACUUUCCAAAAUACCGAAGCUAUGUCCAAGAUGUCCGCCACGAGCCCCGUCGGAACGCUAGCCUACAUAAUUGACGAGGAAGCACUGCUGGUGCGGGUGAAUAAAGGAUGGCAAUACAUUGCACUUGGUACACUGGUUCCGAUCGCAACACCAGCGCCUCCCACAACCACGGUAAUACCACCGCCCCGACCGGACCUGCAAGCCUCUAAUCUAAUAAACAACAUCCCGCAGCCCGUUGAGGGUCCAACGUUUACGGCGUCCCCGGAAUAUGAGUCGUGGUACCCCAAGAUGUUGCGGAUGGCGGCACUUAACGAACCGUACACCGGCGAUUUGCAAGGCAUCCGGGGGGCCGAUUUUGCCUGCUACCGACAGGCGAGGCGUGCCGGUCUCCUGGGGACGUUCCGAGCGUUCCUAUCUGCAAGGAUUCAAAACCUAGACGCCAUCGUGCGGAUAGCAGAUCGCGAUCUUCCAGUAGUGAAUACCCGGGGAGAUGUGCUGUUCAACUCGUGGAACGGCAUGUUCAACGGCCAGGGAGGUUUCUUCUCCCAAGCCCCCCGGAUAUACAGUUUCAGCGGGAAGAAUGUCCUCACCGACAUUGCUUGGCCCCAGAAACUAGUGUGGCAUGGUUCCAGUACGCUCGGUGAGCGCGCGAUGGACACGUACUGCGAUGCCUGGCACUCCGGGUCCCCGGACAAGGUCGGGCUGGCGAGCAGCCUGCUCGGCAAUAAAUUACUCGAUCAGGAGCGGUAUUCCUGUGAUAAUCGGUUUGUGGUACUGUGCAUCGAGGCACUGUCUCAGGAUCGACGGCGGAAGCGCGACGUCGGUAGCGUUCACGAGUUCACCAACGAGCACGACUACAGCCGCCAUCUGAGUGAAGUUUUACAGGUGUAAAAUCGCAAAGGAAAUGAUAUCUCUCUUGUAAAUCUCAGCAGUUACCUUCCAUUGUCACCGACAGCAUCACCACGGAAAAAUGAAAACACACAUCACACAAAAGAAACCACAAAAACCAACAAACGUCACGAAAAGCAAAACAUGGCUGCCAAAGUAGACAAAAUUUAGAAACAAGUAAACAUAGAUGAAAAGAAAUACAUCUUUUAUUAUUAAUGCGUAUUUCUCCGCCACGCUAGAGUUCAUCGCUCCUGAGCAAAUCGAACAUUAUUCUACGCUAAAUGUAAUGAAAAAUUUAGAACGGCAUCUUUUCCAAAUAUUUAAAACUCUUCACGAACACGGGAUUCCUAACUGUAAACUCUAAUACGUCAUAGCAUUGAAGGAUUCUAAGUUGCGAAAAAUUCUGAACGUUCUAACCUAUAAAUUUCGUCCUACUCAAGUCUAACAUUCAGACCGGAAUGGCCUACUUUGACGAAACGAUUGAGCAAAACAUUUUGCUUGGUGUCAUGUCGGCUAGCUAAAUUGUAGUCAAGUCAACUAUGUAAGUAAACCGAUUGAAGAUGCGUGACAUUUAUUUACGAAAUGCCAACAAACAAAAGUUAAGCGAGAAGAGAUAAGAUUGUAAAACUUUAAGAACAAUAAACAAUGGAAAUUGUCAAAUUAUUCGUAAAUGAAGUAUGGACAGAGAUGUAUGUAAAGUUUAUGAGACAUAUCGAGACAUCGCAGUUUUUUUGUCUUUACAAUUGUGAGUGAAAAAGUGUUUUAUUACCAAAUGGCUGCCAUUUUAUAGCUUCCCACACACAGUGACAGUAGGUCUAAUUUAACAUUCAUAUCCGGCAAACUGUCCCAUAUCCUCUUUAUCAAAUAAGUUGGAGCAUAUCGAAUCUUUUUAAUUGGGUACUCUCACUACUUCGCUUGUGUGAUCGGGUCACUGUAUCCACAGUGGAAAAAAUCUAGUAUUUCUAACAAACAGAUAAUGUACAAGAUGGGCAGAGUAAAAAAGCCUAAGUAGCGUUUUAAUAGUUACGACUUUUUCUCAGCAAUACAAAACCUAUCAAUAAUGACCGCAAAGAUGGGCAGCAAUCUGUUCCAAUUUACAGAAAACAAAACCGCGUUGUGAAGUACCGAAACAUACCAAAAGUCCGAUAACAAGUAUUGAAAGCAUUUCUAAAUUAGUCACUGAAUGUUUUGUUCGAAGCGAAAAAGAGAUCACCUAACUGUUCAAAGCCGAUGAUAACAAGACGAACAAUAAUAGAAUGUAUGUUAUAACAGUUUUAGUUGAUUUCAUGCUGAAAAAUGAAUAGAUAAGUUUCAAGGUAAACUGACAAUGAUUUGACAAGAAAUCAACCGAGUAAUUUUCAAAAUUUUGUCACUUUACAACUAACAACUCUAUAAUUCGAAAACAUCCAUCACAAAAGAAAACAAAUGUCAAAACGUUAAGUGAAAGAAGCAUUCGCUUUUGUAUCAUCAUAACUUAUGAUUCAUAAGUCAAUACAAGGAAAAGAAACUAGUUAUAUUAGUAAGGUAAUUGUAUUUAAUGAACAGAAGAAAAUAAGUAUCUUUUAAGCAUUGAGCAAAAAUAGUCAUCAGUCAAGUUAUUUGAGGAAACGUUGUAAACAGAUUCUAUAAUUGAACGUUUUUAACAAAUUUUAUUUUGUCUUUUCACUUUACACUAACGAAAAAGCCGGAGGACGUUUUAGUGAAACGUAAUUUAAAAAAAGCAACUGUAUUUAAUGCUGCUCUUUAGUGUUAAUGAAAAGAAAAACUAACUGUAGAAUUAAGGCAUUUUUUGUAAAUAAAAGAUUAAAUGAAUUCCCGAAAACAA